Messenger RNA from Odocoileus virginianus texanus, 1228 nucleotides. The record is from RefSeq and is a predicted model, not a curated record. NCBI's taxonomy places the organism in Eukaryota, Metazoa, Chordata, Mammalia, Artiodactyla, Cervidae.
CCAGGAGAGUUUAAAAAAUACACAUUCCUGGGCCUCACGCUUUUUGGAGAUGGAAUCCUAAAAUGGUUAUUUUGCAGCCUGUUGGCCAAGUCUCCACACCUCUAAAUCAAGUUUUUUUUUUUUUUUUUAAAACCAUAAAGAUAAGAAAAUGAAAUGCCUGAGAAGUGGUAUUGUUAGAGUUUUUAAAGAUGAAUAUGCCUCUUAAAGGGUAAACCAGACUUGAAUACAACAUUGCCAAUUAGACAAACAGCAUCUAUUUUCAAGCAACCAGUAACCAAAGUCACAAAUCAUCCUAGUAAUAAAGUGAAAUCUGAUCCACAACGAAUGAAUGAACAGCCACGUCAGCUUUUCUGGGAGAAGAGGCUACAAGGACUUAGUGCAUCAGAUGUAACAGAACAAAUUAUAAAAACCAUGGAACUCCCUAAAGGUCUUCAAGGGGUUGGUCCGGGUAGUAAUGAUGAGACCCUGUUAUCUGCUGUCGCCAGUGCUUUGCACACAAGCUCUGCACCCAUCACAGGGCAAGUCUCCGCUGCUGUGGAAAAGAACCCUGCUGUCUGGCUUAACACAUCUCAACCCCUCUGCAAGGCUUUCAUUGUCACAGAUGAAGACAUUAGGAAACAGGAAGAGCGAGUGCAGCAGGUACGUAAGAAAUUGGAAGAGGCACUGAUGGCAGACAUCCUGUCCCGGGCUGCUGACGCGGAGGCGAUGGGCCUCGAGAUGGACAGUGGAGAUGACGCCUAAGAUUGGCAUCAGGUAACUUUCGACCGACUUUCCCCGAGAGCAAACUCCUAGAAUUGAGCAAAAACGUUUCCACUGGGUUUUGCCUGUUAAGAAAAAAAAUGUACCUGAGCACAUAGAGCUUUUUAAUAGCACUAACCAAUGCCUUUUUAGAUGUAUUUUUGAUGUAUAUAUCUAUUAUUCAAAAAUGAUGUUUAUUUUGAGUCCCAGGACUUAAAAUUAGUCUUUUUGUAAUAUCAAGCAGGACCCUUAAAACGAAGCUGAGCUUGUGAUGCCAGGUGCAAUCUACUGGAAAUGUAGCACUUCCAAGAAAUACUUGUUCCCCCCCCAAUUUUAAUAUGAACAGAUCAGGAGUACCAAAUAAAUUUCCCAAUGAGCGCUUCUUGUGACUUCACUGUAUAUAAACAGAUUUUUAUACUUUAUUGAAAGAGGACACCUGUACAUUCUUCCAUCAUCACUGUAAAGACAAAUAAAUGAUUAUAUUCACAGA